Molecule: messenger RNA, 1064 nt
Organism: Cuscuta campestris
Lineage: Eukaryota; Viridiplantae; Streptophyta; Magnoliopsida; Solanales; Convolvulaceae
Source: the annotation of a GenBank genome assembly
UUUUUCUCAAACUAGUAUCAAGUAUCAACUGAGAUGACCUUCUUUCAAGAUUUUUUUUUAAAUUUAUUCAGUGUUCGGUAAAUUCUCCCAUUAUUUACACCCUCAGUCUCCGGAGACUAGAGUUACGGAGUAAUUGUUACGGGCACUUAGAAAUAGCUCCAUUUUUCCCGCCAACUGAAGAAACAUGGCCUUCUCUGCACUGCUCGGAGCUUUCUUGAUUCUCAUCCCUCUCCUCCACGACACGAAAUCGUCGUCAGCUCAUCAGGACAGUACCGGCGGCGGCGGAGGCGCACCGGCUCCUUCUCUCUUCUCCUCUCCGCCCUUGGUUCCGGCGCUGUUCGUCAUCGGCGACUCCUCCGUCGAUUGCGGGACCAACAAUUUCCUCGGAACCUUUGCUCGGGCAGAUAGGCCUCCUUACGGGCGAGAUUUCGACACCCACCAGCCCACUGGCCGUUUCAGCAACGGAAGAAUCCCUGUCGAUUAUCUGGCAUUGCGUCUGGGGUUGCCAUUUGUUCCGAGUUAUCUUAGCGUGAGCGGUUCUGUGGAAGCCAUGAUUAGGGGCGUGAAUUAUGCUUCUGCCGGAGCUGGGAUCAUUUUCUCCAGUGGAUCUGAACUGGGUCAGCAUAUUUCACUCACACAGCAGAUUCAGCAGGUGACUGAUACCUUUCAGAAGUUGUCACUGAGCAUGGGUGAAGAAGCUGCUGCUGAUCUCAUCUCAGAAUCUGUAUUCUACAUUUCCAUGGGCACCAAUGACUACAUACACUACUAUCUCCGCAAUGUCUCCAACGUUCAAUCUCUCUACCUUCCAUGGAGAUUCAACCGGUUCUUGGCAAAAGCCAUGAAGCGGGAGAUUAAGGUAAUACAAUCCGGGGGUUUUUUGAAGGAGUUUUUCUACACUUUAUACAAAAAAAAAGUUUGGGUUUCUAAUUUGGCACAAUAAUAUGUUGAUGAACAGAAUCUGUACAAUGCUAAUGUAAGGAAAGUGGUUGUGAUGGGAUUGGCACCAAUGGGUUGUGCACCAUAUUACCUCUGGAUGUACCCUGCAACAAAUGGGAAGUGUGUUG